AUCGACGCCUACUGCACGAAAGGCCCGUCGCGUGUCCCGCGUGUCCUCGCAUUGUUCUGCCAGCAUCCACCUCUUCUGCAGCUCGACGGCCAUCACCACUCACUGCAUGUGCCAACACAGCCCGACGCCCGGCCGCCCACGCGUGCUCGCCUCGACCGCUCACUGGACGCCUGUCCAGCGCAUCUGAAGGAACUUGCCUCCUUCUCUGCACACACCUAGACAUCAACAAUCAAGCAAGAGCGGCAAACGAGGCCGCCCCGGCUUCGACCUCCCACUGCCCGCAUCCAUACUUUCCCCAAUCGAGAUCGUCGUCCUACACAUUCCUCUCACGCGAUAUUACUGCGCCACCCUCAUCACAUACCAGCAGCACUACUGGGCAUUCCCUCGUGGCAUCUACAUGACCAGCAUUCGAUCCUGAGGCCGCCACCGAUCCGCGCGACCCCUCGAGUUCCCUCGACAGCUUUCUGGCUGCCGCCGAAGCUCUGGUCUUGACCGCGUCGGCCAUCAUUUCAGCAUGGCAGACCCGCCAGAUCAAGCUCCUCCGGGCCUGUCCUCAGACAACUCCAAGGGGAGGCAGAGGGCACCCACGAUAACGAUCGACACUUCGAACGUGCGAAGGUCGACCGAUGGGGCAAGGCCGGGAGAGGAAGAAGGCGUCGAUACUGCAGAUCAUGGUUCCGUCUCUUCAGGUUUGCGACCCUCGGGAAAUAGCACUCAUGCUACUCCCGAUCUGCAAGGCAAGCAGAGCUUUGAGAGCAGAGAUUCACGGCCGACGAGUCCGCAUAAUGUGUCUUCUCCUCAGCAAUGGGGACAGUCGCCGGGAGCUUUUCUGUCCGUGCCAACCGGGCGAAGUCGUGGAGGUAGCAUAGACACUGAGGAGACAUCUUCCGUUUCUGACACCACAUACGUGAAUACGCAGUCGCCUUCGGACGCUUCAAAGGCGUUCGGAGGUAGUUCUAACGCCGAAGAACACGCGGUGCUCUCGGACGAAGAAGCCCUCAAACCGGAUCCUGGCACCGAGGGAGAGUUUCACCGUGAGAACAAUCCGUUCGCAUUUGCGCCUGGACACUUAUCGAAAUUGCUGAAUCCGAAGAGCUUCGGUGCGUUCCACGCGCUAGGAGGCCUUGCUGGGUUGGAGAAAGGACUACGAACGGAUCGCAACAGUGGUCUCAGUGUGGAUGAGAACCAUUUACAGGGCACAGUCUCUUUCGAGGAUGCCACUCAUGUGGCGAGUCCCUCGUCCGACAAGACCGUGACUGAAGAGCCAGAGAUGGCAGUAGGUGGCACGGACGCAACCUCUGGCGCUUUCGAUGACCGCAAGCGCAUUUUUGACGAGAACAAACUGCCGGAGAAGAGGGUCAAGAAUAUCUUCGAGCUGAUGUGGAUCGCUUACAACGACAAGGUGCUGAUUGUCUUGACGGUCGCAGCUGUCAUUGCUCUGUCCUUGGGUAUCUACCAGGCAAUUGCAUACAGUACCGUCGAGUGGAUCGAAGGUGUCGCAAUCAUUGUUGCCAUCACGGUAGUCGUGAUGGUAGGCGCUGUCAAUGACUGGCAGAAAGAACGUCAAUUCGCGAAAUUGAACAAAAAGAAGGAAGCGCGCAAUGUCAAAGUCGUCCGGUCAGGCAGAACUCAGGAGAUUGAUGUCCAAGCGAUAUUGGUUGGCGAUAUUCUCUUAGUUGAGCCCGGAGACAUCCUCCCUGUCGACGGCAUCUUCAUAACUGGCCACGGCGUGAAAUGUGACGAAUCUUCAGCCACUGGAGAAUCAGACAUCAUGAAGAAGACUGCCGCUGAUGAAGUCCACCGUGCCAUGGAGGCCCGCGAGCCUCUCAAGAAGCUGGAUCCUUUCAUGAUUUCUGGCGGCAAAGUCACCGAGGGAAUUGGACGCAUGGUUGUCACGGCAGUUGGCACCAACUCCACCUACGGCAGAACUAUGCUCUCGUUACAGGAAAGCAACGACGCAACUCCGCUUCAAGCUAAGCUGAACAAUCUUGCUGAAUACAUCGCAAAGUUGGGAAGCGCCGCCGCGUUACUACUCUUUGUGGUUUUGCUCAUCAAAUUUUUGGCCGGGCUGCCGAACAACGACAGGACUCCCGCGGACAAAGGUCAACAAUUUAUGAGAAUCCUUAUUACCGCCGUCACUAUUGUCGUCGUUGCUGUUCCGGAGGGUCUUCCAUUGGCAGUUACGCUGUCCCUGGCAUAUGCAACCAAGCGCAUGUUGAAGGACAACAAUCUAGUGCGUGUACUCCGUUCGUGCGAAACGAUGGGAAACGCCACUACUGUCUGCUCCGACAAAACUGGAACCCUCACGCAAAAUGUCAUGACCGUCGUUGCCGGCACCGUUGGUACUUCGAGUCGCUUUAGCAGUCGCGCUGGCGGCGCCGCCGAUGAUGCAAAACCGGAUCCGAACAAGGAUGUGCACGACAACGUGGACGAUGUGCCAACCGCUGAAUGUAUCAAGUCAUUAUCCCCAGCAAUCAAGGACCUGUGGAAAGAUAGCAUCGCGAUCAACUCAACCGCUUUCGAAGCCGAGGAGGAUGGAAAGCAGAUCUUCGUCGGCUCAAAGACGGAGACGGCCUUGUUGGACUUCUCACGCGACUAUCUAGGCAUGGACCGCAUCGCCACCGAGCGGAGCAACGCUGAGAUUGUGCAAAUGAUUCCAUUCGACUCUGGUCGCAAGUUCAUGGCCAUGGUUAUCAAGCGAAAGGACGCUAACGGCUACCGAUUGAUUGUGAAGGGUGCCAGCGAGAUCAUGCUCCGUCACUGCCACUUCAUCGUUCGUGAUCCUACGCAAGGGCUUGAGGCGACCACCAUGACUGGCGAGAACAAGGAAACAUUGGAGGCUUUGAUUGACGCCUAUGCCUCCCGCUCUCUCCGCACCAUCGGCUUCAUUUAUCGUGAUUUCGACUCCGAGUCGUGGCCACCUCGUAAUGUGAGACGCUCAGAAGACGAUAGGACUCAGGCCAUGAUCGAGGAUAUCUGCAAACAAAUGACAUUCCUGGGUAUUGUUGGCAUUCAAGAUCCACUACGUGCUGGAGUGCCCGAUGCUGUCAAGGAUUGUAUCAUGGCAGGCGUCUUCCCACGCAUGGUCACUGGCGACAAUAUUCUCACUGCCAAGGCCAUUGCGACAGAAUGUGGCAUCUUCACCGCGGGCGGUACUGCUCUCGAGGGUCCUGAGUUUAGGAGAAUGUCCAAAGCAGAGCAACGCGCCAUAAUUCCGAAAUUGCAAGUUCUCGCCCGGUCUUCGCCAGAUGACAAGAAGACGUUGGUCAAGCGCCUCAAAGAGAUGGGCGAGACCGUCGCCGUGACUGGUGAUGGCACAAACGACGCGCCCGCCCUCAAAGCUGCAGAUGUCGGCUUCGCAAUGAACAUCGCUGGCACAGAGGUCGCAAAGGAGGCAUCAGACAUUAUCCUCAUGGACGACAAUUUCACUUCCAUCGUCAAGGCACUCAUGUGGGGUCGUGCUGUCAAUGAUGCUGUCAGGAAGUUCCUGCAGUUUCAGAUUACCGUCAACAUUACGGCUGUCCUGCUCGCAUUUAUUAGCGCGGUGUCAAACGCAGAAGAAGAGUCCGUUCUCACCGCUGUACAGCUGCUGUGGAUCAAUCUGAUCAUGGAUACAAUGGCCGCUCUCGCUCUUGCCACUGACCCACCUAGCCGACAGAUCUUGAACCGCAAGCCAGAUCCUAAAUCGGCACCACUCUUCUCGGUUACUAUGUGGAAGAUGAUCAUUGGACAAGCCAUUUAUCAGCUUACUGUGACGCUAAUACUCUAUUUUGCUGGGCCGAGUAUAUUGGACUACGAAGGCGAAUUGGAGCAUCGUCAACACAGGACUCUCGUCUUCAACACAUUCACCUGGAUGCAGAUUUUCAACGCCUUGAACAAUCGCCGUCUCGAUAAUCGUUUCAAUGUCUUCGAAGGAUUGACCCGCAACCUGUUCUUUGUCGGAAUUUUCCUGGUCAUGAUUGGUGGUCAAGUGCUCAUUAUCUUCGUUGGUGGAUGGAACGCCUUCAAUGCCGAGCGUCAGACUGGCAGCCAAUGGGGCAUUGCAUUGGUGCUGGGUGUCCUAUCGCUUCCUGUCGGCGUGAUAGUCCGGCUGUUUCCCGAUGAAAUCGCUGCUAAGCUCGUGCCACCCUUCAUCAAGAACUGGUCGCGUAAGAGACAAGACAAGAAGAAUCUCAUGAUCACAGAUGAAGAAGGUGCCCAGAAUCCAUUCGAGUUCAACCAAGCACUCUACGAGAUCAAGGAAGAGUUGGCUUGGCUCAAGAAGUACAAGGGAGGUCGCAUCAACAGUCUCAAGUUCGCCGUCACUCACCCGAAGGAGACUUUCAUGCACAGCCGUAGUCCGAGCCGUAGCCGUGCGAGCUCUAGCCUACCAAGAACGCCAAACAACGAACCAGAGGAUCACGAUGGACAUUCACCUGCUCCCCCGACUCCAGACUCGCGUCGCAAACGUGGUCGCUCACGAUCGAACUCUGCUUUCGCUGGCGCAGCCAUGGCAGGUAUUGUCGCCGGCUCGAUUGCUGGGGGUUGGUCACCAAUUGAGCGAAGAGAGGGCGACAACGACAGUCUGCGCUUCGGCCGCGAACGUUCGAAGAGCGAUCUGAGUAAGGAGUAUCGCCUCGAAACACACCCAGAGACAUUGAACAAAGAUGAGGUGGUAGUGAAGGAGACGCCGGUCAACACGCAGCAUCCUCCCAGUCAGCAGGACGGCACCACACCUCAAUUUCCGCAAGGCCCGUACAGCGGAGAGCCUAGUUCUGCGAAGAAAGAUGAUACCGCGCCUUGAAACUUCGGUGAUGGACCACAGUACAAACACCCACAGGCCUACGAGCCUUCCCGGCAAUCCCGCCGCAUUGAUUUCAUAAGCCGUGCCGAGAGCACAACGCCGCGCCGUGAAGAGGCAUUUCAGGACACUCACAAUGCCAUCGGUGCACAUCUCUGACUCGGAUUGCAAGCACAAAUUUGUUUGAUUAGCAUAGCGAAACAGACAACAGAGCAAACCGAAGGGAAGCCAGCAGUUUGGCGGCCCUUAGACCCAUCAUCACAUGUCGGGACCAGGAUAUAGAGAAUGGCCGUGUUCGGAGGGCCAACAUGAUCGUCAUCACUGCUCACAGGUGUUGGGCACGGAGAUGCCAGAAAUGUGUGCAUAUCAUUUGUAUAAAAGAACAAGAAAGUCUUGCCGAGGCUCCUAUUGGUGGAACUGAUCUCACAU
Molecule: messenger RNA, 5209 nt
Organism: Cercospora beticola
Lineage: Eukaryota; Fungi; Ascomycota; Dothideomycetes; Mycosphaerellales; Mycosphaerellaceae
Biological process (GO): intracellular calcium ion homeostasis; calcium ion transmembrane transport
Cellular component (GO): plasma membrane; intracellular membrane-bounded organelle
Molecular function (GO): ATP hydrolysis activity; ATP binding; P-type calcium transporter activity
Source: RefSeq, a predicted model, not a curated record